UUUUUUUUUUUUUUUGUCCAAAUGAAGCUCGUUCCGCGCCAAUCCCCAGUUAUCAUGCAUUUGAAUUCAGAAUUUUAUUUGUCCUUUUCCUGAACGCAUGUUUAGUCGGUCCCACCAUCCUUCCACUUCGUCAGGGCAAGGUGCCUACAGCCGUUUGCAGCAAGACGAUAUCGACGAUGAAGAUUAUGAUCAACUCGUAGAAGCUAUUUCACACCACCCCAACUCUAUUCUGGUUGCCGGGCAUCAUGUCUUGCCAACCCUGCCACAACCUUUUCCCAAUCUGCCGUCAUCCGAAUCAACCUCUGAACCUCCUCCCAUCGUGCCACGUUCAUCAUUCAGCUCAAAGAGGCCUAAUAUACCCGAUGCCACUAAGCGCUUCUUGAAGAGCAAGUUGCCCAACGUCGUCUUUCGAAAAUCGCUGGGUCCCACUGCCAGUUUCGACUCUUUGCCCAGUGUCAUUCUCGCCGACAUUCAGAACGGUCAUAUGCCGACCCAAGCCGAUCCUCUGCUAAAGGAAAUCGACAGUCGUGGUUGGACGAUUGUGCAUCGGCGACGGUACCGUGGACGACGCAAAGCCGAUAAACAUACCACAAGGCAGAAAAACGUGUACUCCCCUAUUCCGUCUUUAUUGGUGGCGGACGAUGAAUUCCAUCCUUCCGAUAAAGUAACCUGUUCGGUAUUUGUCAAAUGGGUGCCUGAAGAGAGAAGAGAUCCUUCGGCCAUGACCCUCAAAGAUAUGACCGAGUCCACACGGGCUUACGAUGACCCGAUCCCUGUCAGCAAGCAACGGUUUGCAGAGAUCGUGCAAUCGGUGCGUUCCGCGAUUGAUGACGAUAUCCAGCCCACGCGCAUCAGUCAAGGAUCCAGUGGGUCUUACUUUUGUCGCAACAGGGAAGGCAAAAUUGUGGGUGUAUUUAAGCCCAAGAAUGAAGAACCGUAUGGCCGCUUGAAUCCCAAGUGGACCAAGUGGAUUCAUCGUAAUCUUUUUCCCUGUUUUUUUGGCCGCAGUUGCCUUAUUCCCAAUCUUGGAUACCUUUCCGAAUCCGCAGCGUCACUGAUUGACCGGCGGCUCGGCACGAUGAUUGUACCACAUACCGACGUAGUGCAUCUGGCCUCACCGUCGUUCCACUAUGAUUACAUGGAUCGUCGGUCAUCCCAUUUAGGGUUGCCACCUAAAAUUGGCAGCUUCCAAUGUUUUCUCGAUAAAUACAAGGAUGCCACCGUAUUUCUGCGCGAACAUCCCUUCUUACCGGAAUCGGCUCACUCUUCGCUCAAUCUAGGCCGAGCCAACUCUGUCUGGAGCGGGUGUCUUGGCCGAAACGAUGAUACCGAUCCAGCCACGGACGUUGAUGAGGACGAAGAAGAACUCAUCAUGGAAGGUUCCCAGCAUAAACCACCCAUGGUGAGAGACACGGCGGCGCGGAACAAGCGCCGAUCGGCGUCCAUGGAUUCCCCUCCCAAAUUUCGAUGGACUUCCAGACUUCAAGACCAGUUCAAACGGGAGUUCGAGCAGCUUGUCAUUCUCGAUUACUUGAUCCGCAAUACAGAUCGAGGAUUGGAUAAUUGGAUGAUCAAGUACUGUGAAGGAGAGCGAGGCACCCUCCCUUACUGGGUCAAUAAUCACAGCACACCAAGCCUCAAUGGCAAACCUUCCAAAACACGUCGAGCACAUAUUCACGUUGCCGCCAUUGACAAUGGACUGGCUUUUCCCUUUAAACAUCCCGACCAAUGGCGAUCUUAUCCGUAUGGCUGGCUCGCUCUGCCUGAAGCACUCAUUGCUCGACCCUUCUCGGAAGCGACUCGACAUCAAUUCUUGACUAUCCUGUCGGAUCCUAUUUGGUGGAGAGAAACGAUCCAGGAGCUUCGCGAACUGUUCAUGGUCGAUUCCGACUUUGAUGAGAAAAUGUUUAGCCGGCAAAUGUCGGUGCUCAAAGGCCAAGGCUACAACAUCGUUCGAACAUUGAAAGACCCCACAUCCACUCCUUUGGAUCUCGUAGCAGCGGAACGUGUCGUAGUGAACCAGGAAGAGAUUCUGAUUGAAUAUGACGAACGGAUACUGAAUGAAAGAGAUCCUAGCAAGCAAACCGAGGAAACCGAGGAUAAUGGAGAUGAGGAUAUUACAGAAUCAUUAACCGCCAAAUCGGCCGAUCCACAGAGCGACACUUCGCCAACCAAACCACCGGGUCCGCCACGAUCCACAUCGUAUAAUACGGCCCUCAAGACCAACGAAAGACUGCCUCGACGUCCCCGUUGGAAAGAACGGGUGCGUCAUCGUCUAUCACUCGAUCUAGGUCGUCGCAGUAAAUCCGUGAGAGACUGGCGUCUAGGCUCCCAAAGCGACGGCGAUACCGAUAACGAUUCGGAUGCCAGUUCCGCCCAUUCCGAAGACGAAGAGGACCGUCUCAAGCAAGUCACCAUCGUGAUGGAAACCAUAGAAGCCGUGAAAAGUAGAACCUACUUUACCUGCUGUUAAUAAAAAUUGCAUCAUUUUUUCC
Molecule: messenger RNA, 2495 nt
Organism: Radiomyces spectabilis
Lineage: Eukaryota; Fungi; Mucoromycota; Mucoromycetes; Mucorales; Radiomycetaceae
Product: phosphatidylinositol 3 and 4-kinase-domain-containing protein
Exons: 3
Coding region: 98-2473 (791 amino acids)
Biological process (GO): Golgi organization; endosome organization; phosphatidylinositol phosphate biosynthetic process
Cellular component (GO): plasma membrane; fungal-type vacuole membrane; lysosomal membrane
Molecular function (GO): 1-phosphatidylinositol 4-kinase activity
Source: RefSeq, a predicted model, not a curated record